CUUCCAAACAGAAUGUUGGGCUCUGGGAAGGCGGCAGUUGGGACAGGUGAGCCAGAGAAGCUCAGUGAUGUGCUUUGUAUGUUGCCAAAUCUGGCAGCAACCUGUGGACUGCUUGUAUAAGUGCAACAGAUGUCGAGUAAAAGGCCUCAGCCUCGGUUGGUGCCUUUGCGCACAAAAACAAAGAAAGAUCCCAACGUGAAGAAAGGCCACAAAAUGGGUCUGGGUGCCUUUGCUGUGAUUCCUCCAAAUCCAGUAAGGAGGAAUCAGUUACAGAAAAUUGCUACCAAAGAGUUGGAAGACCUGGAGAAAUGGAAGGAACGGCACAGGCCGGGGCUAAUUACCUUGACACCCCAGAAACUGGGUGGAAGAAUAUCGGAGGCCGAAGUGAGGCAGAAACAGCAACUUGAGCACAUCCAAUCUAAAUACCAGCAAAAGCUGAAGAAAGAAGAAUAUGAAAGACGCAAAAGAGAAGCUGAAGAAGCUGACAUUUUAAAAAUGAAAAUGAUCCAGAGAGAGAAAGCCAACAAGCUUGAAGAAAAACAAAGGCAACAAGAAUGGCAAAGACAUUGGAUGUUUGCUGAAGACCACUGCUUAAAAAACACUGAAUUGUUGCACAGAUUGGAUGUAAGUCCAUUCAACAGAACACCUUGUCCAACGAACCACCAUAAUCUCCAGCCUACAUCCUGGACCAGGAGCCAGUCAUACAAGAAAAUGCAAAGAGAAGAAGAAAACAGGAAACUUCAGCAGAUGAAGGAAGAGCAGCGAAGAAAGGCUGAAUUGUUGGAGCUUAAGAAAAGGGAAGAGGAGAGAAUAAGAAUGAAAGCACAACAGAAUGAGCAGAGGAGGGUGAAUAAUGACUUUCUGGACAGACUACAAAACAAUAGUCAGCCAGGUGGCGUGUACCAAUCUGGAUGUCUUGGGAAUAUGCCUUUUAUUGCUGACAGCUGGCCUGAACAUUUCCAGUAAAAAUUGAUCUACAGAACCCAAACUACAGAAGGAUUCCAGGCAUAUUAUCUUGGAGAAAUUAUCUUGGAAAAAGCUUCAGGGAUCUAUUCUUCCUCUGCCUGCACAUCUUUCAUCACUUUUUUUUUAGCCUUGCUGGUUUGACCUGCUGUCUUUCCUCUCCAGCUUAUGAGUAUUUCAAGCUAUUGAUUAUGGUGCUGCUAUUAAAUCUCAAAGAAAUUGUUUCUCUCACAGCUUGUCUUGCUUGUUGUGGCAGUUUCUCAUCUCUCAUAAGUUUUAUGUCCAUUUACUCUUGACUAGCACACCAUCUGAGCUGCAGAAACCUGGCAGUUCCAACAUGUGUGUACAUGCUCAUUUUUAAUGUCACUGAGAGAAAAAGUAUUUUUUAUAUUGUGUGUUGUAACUGGUUUUAAUUUGAAACUCCUCUAAUGUGCAAAAACAUAAUAAAAUAUUACAUAAAUAAA
Messenger RNA from Podarcis raffonei (Aeolian wall lizard), 1427 nucleotides. RefSeq names its product epithelial stromal interaction 1 (gene EPSTI1). The coding region runs from base 130 to 966 and encodes 278 amino acids. The transcript is spliced from 12 exons. NCBI's taxonomy places the organism in Eukaryota, Metazoa, Chordata, Lepidosauria, Squamata, Lacertidae. The record is from RefSeq and is a predicted model, not a curated record.